This is a messenger RNA of Solanum stenotomum, 1077 nucleotides long. Its product is annotated as F-box/LRR-repeat protein 3. Gene Ontology annotation, biological process: SCF-dependent proteasomal ubiquitin-dependent protein catabolic process. Gene Ontology annotation, cellular component: SCF ubiquitin ligase complex. Bases 1 to 1077 code for a protein of 358 amino acids. The record is from RefSeq and is a predicted model, not a curated record. Lineage: Eukaryota; Viridiplantae; Streptophyta; Magnoliopsida; Solanales; Solanaceae. The transcript has a single exon.
AUGGAUGAUUGCCCUUUUAUUACCUUAAAAGGGAUCCUUUCUAUACUGCGUACUUGUGCUGCUUUGAGUUGGAUUUCAGUGUCUGAGAUUCACAUUGCUCAAUCAAGUUCUGGUUUUGAAUGUUUGGCUACUUCUAGCCGAACUUUACAGAAACUAGAGGUUUCCAAUUCGAUUAUCACGGAUGAAUUCCUCUUCAUGGUGGCCAAUGCUUCUCUCCCUCUAAAUACACUUACACUUUGUUGGUGUACAGAUUUCACAUAUUCUGGUAUCUCUAAGUUGUUGUGUGCAUACCAGGCUCUGAAGUAUUUAUCAUUGGUUCAAGUAGAUUUUUUGACUGAUGAGUGUAUGGAUGAUUUAUCCCAAUAUCUACGAUGUCUUGUUACCAUUGAUCUCAGUGGUUGUAUGAGAUUGACCAAUUUGACGUUCUACGCACUUGCAAGAAACUGUCCUUCACUAAAGGAAAUUUAUAUGGAAAAUACUGGUUUUGGGACGAAGCAUUGUUUUCAUGAUGAUGUAAAGAACCCGAGAAUCAGGUCUGUUAAUUUGGCAACUAACCAUUACCUAGAUGAUGACUCUCUCAUGAAUGUUGCUUUGAUGUGCCCCAACAUGGACUUUCUUGAUGUGAUAUCAUGUACUAGCCUUACAGAGGCAGGUAUUAUUGGUGUUCUCGAGGUGUGUAAUCAGAUAAGGGAUUUGCAACUUGAUAACUGUUCAGGGAUUAAACAUAUUGGAAAAGGUGCAGAAUUGCCUAGUCUUGAGGUAAUAAGUGCAGCUGGUUCAGCAUUAAAUGAUGAAGGUCUGGUCAUGAUCGGAAGCAGAUGUUCUCGACUGCUGAAAUUAAACUUGGAGAACUGUAAAGGAGUGACAGCAGAGGGCUUACAUGCAUUGGUGAAGAAUUGUAGAUCAUUGAGAGAGAUAAACUUGAAGAAGUGUCCUCAAGUUAGUAUCAAUUCUCUGAAUAAUUUGGUGUUUUCGUCUUCAUCGCUAAGGAGAGUUAUUCCGCCCUGUUGCUCUGCUUUUACUGAUAGCUUGAGGGGAUUUUACUUGCACCAUGGAUGUCGAGUGUACUCAGGCUAG